UUAUCAUUGAAGAAUAAAGAAGAAAAAUUUUAAUAAUAAUUGAAUUAACUGUAAAAAAACAAUCAGUAAGAUAAUAUACUGUUGUGAAAUUUCAUGUCUUUUUUCAUUAAUAACGACGGAUGAUUAAAUAGCGUUUAUAUACACGAAAUUAUUAAAUCGAUUCUACGACAAGGAUAGAAAAAGAUUUUGAAAAAGCGGCAACCGCAGCACAGCAAAAAGUUCGGGAAUAUCUUGAAUCUACGACGUCGUCGUGUUGAUAAAACGGUGAAAAGAUGAAUCCAGGAGCACCAAAUUAUCCGAUGGCUUCUUUAUACGUUGGUGAUCUUCAUUCGGACAUAACCGAAGCUAUGCUUUUUGAAAAAUUUUCAUCCGCGGGACCAGUUUUAUCCAUACGGGUUUGUAGGGAUAUGAUUACUCGUCGUUCUCUCGGCUAUGCUUAUGUCAAUUUUCAACAACCAGCUGACGCCGAGCGUGCGUUAGAUACAAUGAAUUUCGACAUGAUAAAAGGACGUCCAAUAAGGAUAAUGUGGUCACAGCGAGAUCCUUCUCUGAGAAAAUCUGGUGUCGGAAAUGUAUUCAUCAAGAAUCUGGAUAAACAUAUUGACAACAAAGCAAUGUACGACACAUUCUCGGCGUUUGGUAAUAUUCUCAGUUGUAAAGUAGCACAAGAUGAAACAGGAGCUUCCAAAGGAUAUGGGUUCGUACAUUUUGAAACCGAGGAGGCCGCCAAUAAGUCCAUCGACAAAGUAAACGGCAUGCUGCUUAAUGGAAAAAAAGUUUACGUUGGAAAAUUUAUCCCAAGGAAAGAACGCGAAAAGGAACUAGGUGAAAAGGCUAAGCUGUUUACUAACGUGUACGUCAAGAAUUUCGGCGAAGAAAUGACCGAUGAAAAACUCCGAGAUAUGUUCGAAAAAUAUGGUCCAAUUACGAGUCAUAAAGUCAUGAAUAAGGACGAUGGUAAACCUCGAGGUUUUGGUUUUGUGGCGUUUGAAGAUCCCGAUGCAGCUGAGCAAGCAGUCUUAGACCUCAACGGUAAAGAAAUAAUUGACGGAAAAUGCAUGUAUGUCGGAAGAGCGCAGAAGAAGGCCGAACGUCAGCAAGAAUUGAAGCGUAAAUUUGAGCAACUUAAAAUAGAGCGGCUGAAUCGUUACCAGGGUGUAAAUCUCUACGUUAAAAAUCUAGAUGAUACAAUAGACGACGAACGUCUGCGCAAAGAAUUCACACCCUUUGGGACAAUAACCUCUGCCAAAGUAAUGAUGGAGGAAGGACGUAGCAAGGGUUUUGGAUUUGUCUGUUUCUCGUCUCCGGAGGAGGCGACGAAGGCGGUUACAGAAAUGAACGGACGUAUUGUCGGUACAAAACCACUCUACGUUGCUCUUGCUCAACGUAAAGAAGAUCGCAAGGCUCAUCUCGCUUCACAAUACAUGCAGAGAAUGGCCAACAUGCGCAUGCAACAAAUAGGCCAGAUUUACCAGCCGGGUGCGGCAGGCAGCUAUUUUGUUCCUACCAUUCCACAGCCACAGAGAUUUUAUGGACCUGCUCAAAUGGCCCAGAUUCGUGCUACACCAAGGUGGCCGGCGCAACCUAAUCAAGUCCGACCUAACUCUCAAACAGGGGGCUCCGGAUUUGCAACUAUGCCAGGCCAGUUCCGCGCUGCGGCUAGAGCUCCAGCAGCACAAGCCGGUGCUAUGCGUAACACUCUCUCCGCCAGGCCCAUUACUGGUCAGCAAGCAGUCGGAGGUGCUAAUAUGCCUGGUAGAACAAUGGCCGGAGGUCCAGCAGUCGGUGUAUCACCUCAAGGUCGUACAUCGAACUACAAAUAUACAGCGAACAUGCGUAAUCCUCCUCCAGCAAUGGCUAUUCCCGCUCCAGCUCCGGUUCAACAAGCGGUCCACAUUCAAGGUCAAGAACCACUGACGGCCACAAUGCUUGCAGCAGCUCAACCUCAAGAACAAAAACAAAUGUUGGGAGAACGUUUAUUCCCCUUGAUUCAAAGAAUGUAUUCGGAUCUUGCUGGCAAGAUCACUGGAAUGUUGCUCGAAAUCGACAACUCUGAAUUACUUCACAUGCUCGAACACAACGAGUCUCUAAAAGCAAAGGUUGAAGAAGCUGUCGCAGUACUUCAAGCUCAUCAGGCUAAACAGGCUGUUGCUCCCAAAAAAGAGUAGAGGAGUUAUAAAAAUACCAGGAAGGGAUAGUUCAGCCCGCCAAAUAUGAAUUCUAUUCUAUUUCAGUUACUUUGUUUUUUUUUUCUAUUGUCAUUAUUAUUUUUACUUUCAUUGUCGUUGCAAUGAUAAUUAUAUUUACUAUCAGUACUACUA
This is a messenger RNA of Athalia rosae (coleseed sawfly), 2321 nucleotides long. RefSeq names its product polyadenylate-binding protein (gene pAbp). NCBI's taxonomy places the organism in Eukaryota, Metazoa, Arthropoda, Insecta, Hymenoptera, Athaliidae. The record is from RefSeq and is a predicted model, not a curated record. Bases 273 to 2168 code for a protein of 631 amino acids. The transcript has 5 exons. Gene Ontology annotation, cellular component: ribonucleoprotein complex. Gene Ontology annotation, molecular function: RNA binding.